CUCCCACCUCUCUCUCUCUCUCUCUGGCACAUACGCACUCCGAGGGAGAGGCAGUGUGUGAGUGGCGGAACCUGCCUUGUGGACUGUAUUGAAGAGGAGAAAAGAGCAGCGCAGUGGCAGACUCUACCAUGCCAGUGCAGGGAGAAAGGCUGAAGCGCUGUCUCUCUCUCUGUUUCUGGAGCCCGAGUCCUCUGCUGUUGCUUGGACUGUUCUCUCUUCACGCACAAGCACACGGCAAUAUACUGGACAGUAUGCUGCUAAGAGCAUCCAGUAAGGAGGCAUUGGAGAGUGGGAAGGAGGCCAGUGGCAGCACAGCUCCUGCUUCUUCCUCCGUGAGACUACUGUGGUGUCACUGUUAUUCCCACUGCCCUGAAGACUCAGCCAAUAACACAUGCAGGACGGAUGGCCACUGUUAUACCAUGGUGGAGGAGGAGGGCGGGGUACCGGUCCAGAGUGCAGGUUGUCUUGGACUGGCCGGAUCAGAGUUUCAGUGUAGGGACACGGGGAACGCACUUCAAAGGAGAUCAUUGGAGUGCUGUGCAGACCAAGAUUACUGUAAUAGAAACUUGUAUCCUACACUACCACCACUUAAACCACCUCUCUAUGUAGAUGGGAAGAUCCACCACAUGGCCUUGUUGGUCUCAGUCACUGUGUGCAGCAUCAUACUGGCUUUCAUUAUAGUCUUCUGCUACUUCAGGUAUAAGCGUCAGGAGUCUCGUCCUCGGUACAGUAUCGGUCUGGAGCAGGACGAGACCUACAUUCCCUCCGGAGAGUCUCUGAGGGACCUGAUCGAGCAGUCACAGAGCUCCGGCUCAGGCUCAGGGCUCCCUCUGUUGGUACAGCGAACUAUAGCCAAGCAGAUCCAGAUGGUGAAGCAGAUAGGCAAGGGGAGGUAUGGAGAGGUGUGGAUGGGCAGAUGGAGGGCAGAGAAAGUGGCCGUUAAAGUUUUCUUCACCACUGAGGAGGCCAGUUGGUUCAGAGAGACUGAGAUUUACCAGACCGUUCUGAUGAGACAUGAGAACAUCCUUGGUUUUAUAGCUGCUGACAUUAAAGGAACUGGCUCCUGGACCCAACUCUACCUAAUCACUGACUACCAUGAAAACGGCUCUUUGUAUGACUACCUCAAAUCAACCACUCUCGACAAUAAAGCCAUGCUGCGACUGGCCUACUCCUCUGUGUCUGGCCUCAGUCACCUCCACACUGAGAUCUUUGGCACCCAGGGCAAACCUGCCAUUGCCCACAGGGAUCUAAAGAGCAAGAACAUACUGGUAAAAAGAAAUGGGACCUGCUGUAUAGCUGACCUGGGACUGGCAGUCAAGUUUAUAAGUGACACCAAUGAGGUCGACAUCCCUCCCAACACCAGAGUGGGCACAAAACGCUACAUGCCUCCGGAGGUUCUAGAUGAGACUCUGAACACAAGUCACUUUCAGUCAUACAUCAUGGCUGACAUGUACAGUUUCGGUCUUAUUCUCUGGGAGAUCGCGCGGCGUUGUGUCUCAGGAGGGAUCCUUGAAGAGUACCAGUUGCCAUACCAUGAGCUAGUAUCUACAGACCCUUCAUAUGAGGACAUGAGAGAGGUGGUCUGCAUCAAGAGACUACGACCAUCAUUUCCUAAUCGGUGGACCAGCGAUGAGUGUUUGAGACAGAUGGGGAAGCUGAUGACAGAAUGCUGGGCCCACAACCCGGCCUCCCGCCUCACAGCCCUACGGGUAAAAAAGACACUUGCCAAGAUGUCAGAAUCGCAGGACAUCAAGCUGUGAGCAGGCCCUUCCAGGUGUGUGUUUACACAGACGCGGAAAGGGCACUUACUGUCACACUGGCUCUGGUCCAGGAUGCAAAAUCUUUGGAAAAGGAGGUGGAACAGGAAGCAUGAUCACCACUUGGAAAUCGCAGGAUCACAAACUACGAGACCAGAUGCACAGAACACGAGAGUCCGGGUCCCCCUUUGAAAAAAUGUAUUACAGGAUUAGGGUGGUUAACUCAAAGUGAAACUCAUUAAAAACAAUCCGUCCCACCCUGUUCUGGCGAUCAGAGGAGUUGAGUCAUUUUCAUUUCAGACUAGUUUAAGGACUCUAAACCAGUUUCCUGUUCACAUGCUCCAAAAGCCCUGGAGAAAAAGAAAUGUAAGUUAAACUUGGUACUGUAGCUGCAGAAAUAUGCCAACAAGCUACUGACUAGUGAGUGGAAUACUAUAUCAAUGCUUUCUGUGAAAGCUAGCCUACCUGUAGAUGAAGGUCCCAUUGAUAAAGCAUUAGGCUUAUUGCCUCAUGACACCUCCUCUCUAAACACUGUCAACUCACUACUGCCUUUGUUACAAUUGGAUUGAACACGUCUGUCACUCUUGAUUUGCCUGCUUUUGGUUGCAAUGACUGACACUGUGGCAGAAAAAAAGUGUAUGUUGAGGCUUUAAAAGUUUUGUUUUGUAAGAUUUUCAGACACUGAAGAAAAGGUACACCUGUUUUUUUUGUUAUAAUGGGAUAUGACAUACAGUGGGGCAAAAAAUUAUUUAGUCAGCCACCAAUUGUGCAAGUUCUCCCAUUUAAAAAGAUGAGA
Molecule: messenger RNA, 2553 nt
Organism: Eleginops maclovinus (Patagonian blennie)
Lineage: Eukaryota; Metazoa; Chordata; Actinopteri; Perciformes; Eleginopidae
Gene: bmpr1ba
Product: bone morphogenetic protein receptor, type IBa
Exons: 11
Coding region: 129-1760 (543 amino acids)
Biological process (GO): cellular response to growth factor stimulus; BMP signaling pathway; protein phosphorylation
Cellular component (GO): plasma membrane; signaling receptor complex
Molecular function (GO): ATP binding; transforming growth factor beta receptor activity, type I; SMAD binding
Source: RefSeq, a predicted model, not a curated record